UUAUUUUGAAAGACCGGAACAGCAUCUGUAUCAUCCUGGCUAACUUGGCACGGCCGCCCGAGUGUUGUUUGGUGGUUUGUGGAAUGUUUGGUUAAGGUUAGGUGAACGGAGUGGUCGCAGUGAAAGUCACCGUGUUCGUCGUUUCAUGUAACUCGUCCUGAACGCUGAACGAGAGCGACGUUUUAAACCGAGAGGGCGGAAGAAGAACGGCAAGAAGAGUUUGCGUUUAAAGUCACGUCGGAACAAAAAGGAAGACAACGGGUCAGGCUGCGGACCCGGGACACGGUCUUCAUUCAGCUGCGUCGAACCUGAGCCGUGUUGUUCCUGUAAAAACUCUAUGACGGGUCCAGACUUACUGAAAAGCCACAGCAGAAGUGUCCUCUGAUGUUUCAUGGAUUCCAUGUGAAGGUGUGAGGAUGGGACAGGGUGGUGUUGGAAGUGACCGCAGCCCUGGAGGCUGAUGAACCCGCUCCAUCGGCCAGUCAGGAUGCACAUAGCUUCAGUGGGUGUCAGCAAGUUCUGCUUCCUGUUUUCCCUCGCUUUCUGCGGCCUACUGCUUCUGCUCAUUCCUGCCCUCCAGCCUCCAGCGCACCAGGUGGACCUGCCUCAGCCCCGACCCCAAGUCAGACCUGCACAAGCAGGCCCGUCACACCACACCGGGGGUCCUGUAGUGUCUGUCCAUUCAGGGGAAAGUGAGCUGGCCAGAGGGCUCAACAGGAGCUCAGCAGGGGAUGGGGGAUCGAUCGAAACUGAAGUUGGCAGGAAUGAUAAGCACAGUCCAAAGAGCGGGGCCGACUCCAAAAGAGUGGCUCUUCCUGGAGGAAAGGGUGGUGGACUUUUAGGGUCCAGGUCUCGGGAUCAGUUAGAUUUUAAGGACAUUUUUAUUGCUGUGAAGACCACCAGGAAGUACCACAAGUCCAGACUAGAGCUGCUGAUCCAGACCUGGGUUUCCCAAGCUAAAGAACAGACCUACAUAUUCACUGACGGUGAGGACAAGGAGCUGCGGAUGAGAACAGGAGCUAACAUCAUCAACACUAACUGCUCAGCAGCUCACACCCGACAGGCUUUGUGCUGCAAGAUGUCUGUGGAGUAUGACAAGUUCAUUGAGUCUCAGAAAAAGUGGUUCUGCCAUGUGGAUGAUGAUAACUAUGUGAUCCUGCCCAGCCUGCUGCGACUGCUCUCCUCCUACCACCACAGCCAAGAUGUCUACCUGGGCCGGCCCAGUCUGGAUCAUCCUAUAGAGGCUGCAGAGAGGGUCAAGAGUGACGGAUCGGUGUCUGUCAAGUUCUGGUUUGCCACAGGUGGAGCAGGUUUCUGUAUCAGCAGAGGCCUGGCACUGAAAAUGAGCCCAUGGGCCAGCUUGGGGAAUUUCAUCAGCACGGCAGAGAAGAUCCGACUACCGGACGACUGCACCAUCGGCUACAUCAUCGAAGCGCUGCUGGAGGUGAAACUGACACAUACACACUUGUUCCACUCUCACCUGGAGAACCUACAGAAGCUGCCCACGGACACCGUGCUAGAGCAGGUGACUUUGAGCUACGGAGGUUUUGAGAACAGAAGAAACGUGGUCAGCAUUGUUGGAGGCUUUUCACUGGCUGAGGACCCUGCAAGGUUUAAGACAGUCCACUGCCUUCUGUAUGCAGACACUGACUGGUGUCCAAAGCUCAAACCUCACCACAAAAACUGAAAGCCACUAAGUUUUGACCCUGCACCGCUGGUGCCUGCUACACCUUCAUCCUACCAUCACCUGCAAAGUUUGGAUCCAGCUGUAUCCGAAUCCGCUUCACCUCCUGCUUCAUGAAUGCACAGUGCAUGUUUUACUACAACACACUGAUCUGACUCAUCAAUCAAUAACAGGUGGAGCAAAAUAAUGAGGUCUUCUGGCUAAAUGAGCACAGAAGUGAAGCUGCUCCUGAAAAUGAGCUUUUGAGAUUUGACAUUAACACUAACCUCAGUCUCUUUGGAUGUUGGGGCCAGCAGUUCAUUCCUGAGGAAGUGACCUAUUAUCUAAAAGGAAAUUGAUUGAAGCUGCUGAAUGUAAUCCACAGGUCAAAGCUCAGCCUCUAAGUCUAAGUCUACAGUGCAGCCUUGUUCACAGCAUUAUUUUAAUGUGCACAUGGAUUUAUGAGUGUGAUAUUAAGACAGCUUUGGAUGGCAGAAGACUCCCUGCCUUCAUCAUUGGUUCAUUAAAGUAUAGAUUAGCCUGAUUCUACAGAAGUAAUAAUCCUAAAAUCUGAAGCUGCCCUGUGCUUAUGAAUGUGAGCAUGACACAUUGAGUUCCUGCUUUGACGUUUUUUUUAUCAGCUAACUUUUGCUCUGAACUCUAGUGCCUCUUUGACUCAACCAAUGACAGCAUCUGUCUACAAGACACGAGAAAUAGUUCUGGAGUUCUUGCUGUGCUGCUUCCACUGAGUGGAGAACCACUUCAGGCAAAGUCUACAGUAUUUGAAGGAGCCCAUAGUAUUAUUAUUAUUGUCUUGAGGUCCCUGCUCUGUAACCCACAAACAACCAACUCUAAUUGUUUCAUUCUCUAACUGUCGACGUGUUAGCCCAAAGUCAACAUAACACAAGACCCUUUCUUCAGAAUGAAACACGUUAGAUGUAUUUUUGGUGCCAAGCAUAAACUGAAUGGGUGUUUCAUGUGACCACAUAUGAGAUUAUGUUAGUGUGAUUGAGUGCUGACCAUGACACACUCACGUCAGUCUGUUCUGAUGCUGAACACCUUCUGCUUGUAUUAGCACAUUUCUAACUGGCCUGCACUGCUUUGAUCUUGUUACUUCCUGUCUGUCUGUUACUGACUGUCUGUUACUGACUGUACUUCCUUUUCACCGUGUUAGUAUAUGAGUGAACUUCAUUCUGUAUUCUGGCUGUAGUUUUAGCUCUGCGUACACUUCUUUAAAGCAGAGCUGCUAUGGAGGCAAACAGAAUUAGUUUGUUGUACGGAACACUAUCUGGCAUAACCUAUGACCUUCAAGGGAGGCAUAUGUGUUAGCCACUCAGUCACCAUGGCUGCUGACAUCCAGUGUGGUGGCUCUGGUCAUGGCGGUGUUGCUCAGUGAGUCCACUGUUUUGGUCCAGACUGAAAAUAUCUAAUCAGCUAUUGGAUGGAUUGCCAUGACAUUUAUUUCAGACAUUCAUAUUCAUGUCAGGAUGACUUGUAAUAACUGUGGAGGUCCUCUUAUGUAACAUUUUAAUUUGUCCAAUACUAAAAAAACAACUGAGGAAUUUCCUGUCAGCCUCAGCUGACUUGAAGUCCUUCCAGACAGUAUUUUCUUAAAUUAUUAAGACCACUGUUCGUUCUUUGGACUGCAUGUUUCCUGUUUGCUUACUUGUACUUGUACUCUUUAGUUUCACACACUCAGCUUCCAUCAGCCAGUGUCAGUAUUUGUGUAAAACAGCCGUCGACAUUUUUGCACACAAGACUAGAAUCCAAACUGCAGAGCAUGUGUCCCACUGCAGGUCAGUGGGUGAGACCGAGGGAGAGAUUUGUUUUUGUAAACGCUUUACCACUGAUGCAUUAUUGUGUCGUUUCAAUAAGAAUAAAACCUUUCUGCAUUCUCA
Larimichthys crocea (large yellow croaker) is the source of this 3561-nucleotide messenger RNA. It is a transcript of the gene rfng, whose product is annotated as RFNG O-fucosylpeptide 3-beta-N-acetylglucosaminyltransferase. Gene Ontology annotation, cellular component: membrane. The transcript is spliced from 9 exons. The coding region runs from base 461 to 1687 and encodes 408 amino acids. Lineage: Eukaryota; Metazoa; Chordata; Actinopteri; Sciaenidae. Gene Ontology annotation, molecular function: glycosyltransferase activity. The record is from RefSeq and is a predicted model, not a curated record.